GUUUUGUGCUUUUGUGCAUGAAAACAAUACUUUCCAAAAAUCAGCCAUAAACAGGAAAAGAAACGCACGUAGCAAGUUGAAAACUAAGUUCUAAAUUGUAUGAACACAAAAUGAGUAAAGAGAAGACUGGGGAUAACUGUAGACCAUUUAAAUUAGCUCAUCAAAUUGUUAGUUUAACUGGGAUCAGCUUCGAAAGGAAAAGUAUAAUAGGAUUUGUGGAGCUAACAGUUGUACCUUUGAAAGAUAACUUACGUGUUAUAAAGCUCAAUGCUAAGCAAUGUAGGAUCUAUAGAAUUAUUCUCAAUGAUCAAUAUGAAGCCCACUUCCAGUACUUUGACCCAUUUCUGGAUAUCUGCCAGACAGAUACAGACACGAGAAGUUUGGAUGUAUUUUCCAACCAUCACCUAAAUGCUGCACUAAAAGUUGACCCAGACAAUUGCGCUGGGGAGCUGGUGGUAACAAUACCUCCAGAGGCAGGACAUCUUGUAGCUGAGGGUACUGCAUUGAGAGUAGGAAUUGAAUUUUCAUUGGAGCAGCCACAAGGUGGCAUACAUUUUGUUGUGCCACCAAAAGAGGGCACUUAUGCAGAGAGAGGAGUGCAUAUGUUCACCUAUGGCCACCAAAAUUCCUCUCGCUUAUGGUUUCCUUGUGUGGACAGUUAUGCGGAACCAUGCACCUGGAAGCUGGAAUUCACAGUAGAUGAAGACAUGACUGCCGUUUCUAAUGGCGACCUCAUGGAAGUGGUCUACACACCGGAUAUGAGAAGGAAGACGUACCAUUACUUUUUGAAUAUACCGACUUGCGCGCCGAAUAUUUCACUCGCUGUAGGGCCGUUUGAAAUAUUCGUGGAUCCUUACAUGCACGAGGUCACACAUUUCUGUCUACCGAAUUUGUUGCCACUUCUGAAAGUUACAACGAGGUAUAUGCAUGAAGCUUUCGAAUUUUAUGAAGAAACUCUUUCAAACAGAUAUCCAUACUCGUGUUACAAGCAGGUAUUUGUUGAUGAAGCUUAUGAAGACUACCAGUCUUAUGCCACAAUGAGUAUUUUAAGUGUUAACCUGUUACAUUCAGCUGUGAUAAUAGACCAGGUAUACAUAUCAAGAAAAGCACAGGCCCUCGCCAUAGCUGAACAGUUCUUUGGUUGUUUCAUAUCUAUGCAAAAUUGGUCAGAUCUGUGGCUGAACAAAGGAAUUAGUCAGUAUCUAUGUGGUUUAUAUACCAAGAAAAUGUUUGGCAACAAUGAAUACAGAGAAAUGAUCCAAUGCCUCCUAUCAGAUGUUGUUAAAUAUGAAGAAGAAUUUGGUGGAAUAAUUUUAGUUCCUGUAGGUGGGAACAUCCCUCAGACAACAACAAAAUCUGAAGAAAAAUUCUAUUUUUCAAUCCGAAACAUCCACACAAUGUCGCCAAGGUACAUCGAAACCUUGCAGAAGAAGGCAUUUUUGGUAAUGAGAAUGCUGGAGCACAGAAUCGGUCAAGAGUUGCUACUGCAAGUAUUCAAUAAACAACUAUCACUUGCCACAAAUGCUGCUCAGCAGAAAAUAGGUAGUGGAUUGUGGGGAAAUAUGUUGAUCAGUACUGAUGUUUUUACCAAAGCCAUUUUCACUGUGACUGGAAAAGACAUGGCUGUGUUCAUUGACCAAUGGGUGAGGACUGGCGGGCAUGCGAAAUUUCAUUUGGCAUCCGUCUUCAACAGGAAAAGGAACACUAUAGAAGUAGAGAUCCGUCAAGAUUGUACCAAUCAGCUAGGUAUUCGAAAAUACGUCGGACCACUUUUAGUUCAGCUGCAAGAGCUUGAUGGUACGUUCAAACACAACCUACAAAUUGAAAAUACAGUAGUUAAGGCCGACAUUACUUGCCAUUCCAAAAGCAGGAGGAACAAGAAGAAGAAGAUUCCUCUUUGCACAGGAGAAGAGGUUGAUAUGGAUCUUAGCGCUAUGGAGUGA
Molecule: messenger RNA, 1943 nt
Organism: Acanthoscelides obtectus
Lineage: Eukaryota; Metazoa; Arthropoda; Insecta; Coleoptera; Chrysomelidae
Source: the annotation of a GenBank genome assembly